This is a messenger RNA of Aspergillus bombycis, 1521 nucleotides long. RefSeq names its product putative trimethyllysine dioxygenase TmlH. Gene Ontology annotation, cellular component: mitochondrion. Gene Ontology annotation, biological process: carnitine biosynthetic process. Gene Ontology annotation, molecular function: trimethyllysine dioxygenase activity; iron ion binding. Lineage: Eukaryota; Fungi; Ascomycota; Eurotiomycetes; Eurotiales; Aspergillaceae. The coding region runs from base 1 to 1521 and encodes 506 amino acids. The record is from RefSeq and is a predicted model, not a curated record. The transcript is spliced from 12 exons.
AUGAGUAGAAUACUACCUCUCAAAGCUCUGACGCACUCUGCGUUUGCUGGUGCAUAUCCGCCUUGCAUUCCAAAGCUUAACCGACUUGCUGGUGGCUCUCUGAGUCUUUCAAAAGGUUCCAGACCUUCACUUCCGCUCCCCCGCGGUCAUGUCAUCUCUCCCAGGAUGAGAAGGGCGGAGUCAACUCUGGCGCAGCCAUCUGCCGCAGAACCGUCUGCAAAAGUAUUCUCUACGGAGCCAUCCUCUGCAGAGCCAUCUCCCGCAGAGCCAUCGCAUACCGUCGUUAGGCCAAAGAGACCAUCAUCCCUCGAGAUCAUGUAUCCAUUCAAAUCUGCAGGGUAUAGAAAUCAGCCUAUUGUGAUGAAGACCUCGCGCACGACCACCGCUCGGUUUGGACGAUUUUGGCUUCGGGACAAUUGCCAGUGUUCUGGGUGUGUCCAUCCAGAUACAAGACAACGAAGCGUGGACACCUUCUCCAUACCGCCGGAUGUGGCCCCGAAUAAUAUCACCUACGAAGGGGAAAUCGCUAAAGUAGAGUGGUCUGAUGGCCACCAGGGUGUCUACCCAGUUAACUGGCUAAGUAGUCUUGCGCCAUUGAAGAAUCGUGUGGUUAGCAAGUCACUGCCAAAUAAGAAAAUGAGAAAGUUUAUCGCCCACAAGCCUGAAAAUACCUCUUACCCAACAGUAUUAUAUGAAGAUGUCAUGUCUAGUGACGAGGGCUUGUGUCAAUGGCUUCACAAUAUUUAUCUCCAUGGCUUCUGCUUCGUCAAGGGGGUCCCCGUUGACCCAGAAUCAACCAAAACCCUCCUGGAGAGAAUCGCUUUCAUCAGACAUACUCACUACGGUGGCUUUUGGGACUUUACGGCCGACUUGACAUUCAAGGACACUGCAUAUACCACAGAGUUCCUUGGUGCACAUACAGACAAUACGUACUUCACUGACCCGGCACGACUUCAACUGUUUCAUCUAUUGUCACAUACCGACGGUGAUGGAGGCGCGAGCUUGCUUGUCGAUGGCUUUUGGGCUGCAAAAAUCAUGCGAGCAGAAAAUCCACAGAACUUCCAAGUGCUAGCAGCAAUGCCGCAGCCGUUCCAUUCAAGCGGCAAUGAGGAAACCUGCAUCCAGCCCACAGAACAAAUGCCCAUUUUCAAGAUCCACUCGCAGUUUAAUUACCUGUACCAAAUCCGCUGGAACAACUAUGAUCGGGCAGCUAAAAAAGACUGGACUUUAGAAGAGCAGAAUAGAUGGUACAAUGCAGCCCGGCACUUUAACGACAUAAUCACACGUGAGAAAAUGCAGAUAUGGACACAGCUAGAGCCAGGAACAGCACUUAUUUUCGACAACUGGAGGAUGCUUCAUGGUCGCUCCGAAUUCACUGGAAAGCGGAGGAUGUGUGGCGGAUACAUCAACAGCGACGACUACGUUUCGCGUUAUCGCCUCUUAAGGUUCGGCAGAGAGAAGAUCCUGAACAACAUAGGCAACUUUAUGGGACGCAUCGACAACCCGAACUUCUUCCUGUAA